AUGACUGGUUUGGCGUUUGCCAUAUUACUUGGUCUCUAUUUUUUGUUAUUUCUUUGUAAAGGUAAGAACUCUAUUAAACUAGACAGAACAAAUAAUAGAUUAAUUGUCACAGUUUUUUCUCGAUAAGCACAACAAGCUAUUAAUACUCAAGGUUUUGGUUUUAGGGAAUAUAGGCCUGACGGAACAAAACAUAUUUAUUUAUACUAUUGGGUGCUUUUUCGCAUUCUUGAAUCUAGCUCUAUAUGACUAUGUAGUGAAAACAAUUAUAAUCUUGCAUGGGCAUAACGCUUGAGUCCAUUUCCUGCAAAGUUUAUCAUGUACAUUCAGAAAACAAACUUCGCGAUUUCAUCUCGCCGUAAAUUCAAAUAUCUGAACACUUGUGAGGAAUUUUGACAAUGCGCAGCCUUGCAAGAUAUAUGUUUUCUGAGCAAACGUCUUUAAUAUUUAUUCCGUCAUAUUUUUUAUAAAAGAUCACCGGCCGCCUGUUGGACUUGUUGGGAUUAAAUUGGACUUCUUUACUUGGCUACAAACAUACCGCAUUACCGCUAUAGUUAGCUUAACUGCAUUUGCUUAUUUUUUGUAUCUCAUGCCACAGUUGCGAUGUGUCUUUUAGCCAUCCCCUUUCCCCUGCAUGCACGAUUCCCCUUGUAACAAUUAAUAUGUGAUUGUUAUAGUAAAGCACUCUUCCCAUACCCCCAAUUAAAACAUCACAUAUUCGUCUGUGAAGCACCCAAUCAUGGAUAAGUUCUAUAGGAACAUUGGCUGACCCUGAAACGUAAUCUGUUCCAUUAUUUUUAACUUUUUAAAAAUUAGAUUUUUUGUAUUUAGGAUUAGGAGUGAUCAUUUCACCACGUGAUGGAACAAAGCUUACAUUUGUACCUGGAUCAAGUAGGAAUAUAACAUGGACAUUUGAUGAUGCUAAAGCAGCUUACCGGGAUUGGUCUUUCACAAGUAGUGACGGCUUAGGAAGUGGGUUACUUGGAGGAAUAGUUUCUGAUUUUGAGCCUCAAACAACAACGGACGUCUUACCCGGGGUUAACAUAAUAAAGCCAGGAACAUUGGCUUUAAGCAAUGUUGAUCAAAAUUAUAAUGGAACAUACACCUUUCUCCUUAAAGUAAAUGGCAAGCCAGAUGAUACGUCUCAUGUGAUUGUUUUUAUUGCAAGUAAGUUCAUUAAAAAUAUGCAAUAUAAAUUAUUUGAAGGUUUCGUCACGGACAGUUUAUAGAAGGGACAAGGCAGCAUGUAUGAAGAUCCAUGCAUGCAUGCAUGCAUGCAUGGGCAUGCUUAUUAGAAGUUAUCAUAUAUAACUGAUUAAAGUAUUUAAGACAAAAAGAUUCAGAUCUAUUCGAUCAUUUUUGAAAAUCGAACAUGCAUAAUUAUGUCAACAACCAAAAAUUUUGAAAUCCAAUGACGAAGACUAUGCAAUUAACGUCGCAAAUUUAUUCAUCAGUUUGGCGGUCGCUAGUUGUACGGCGUCUUCGUCACAUUUUUCAUACAUGUGUAUAAAGUCUCGAUCAAUGCAAUAUUUUGAAAUACUUCUUAUAUGAAAUAAUUUUUAUACUGUUCCACACUGGAAAAUUUAAACAAUUUGCAAAUUUUGGUUUUCUAAACUUUCUAUAGAAAAUUUCCGCGCUUUUUCUCGAAGAUCUCUAUAUACUAUAUAGAAUUUUAGAGGUUGACCGAAUUUCAAACCUUAUUUCAGGUAAUUUCUCCGUAUUUUCCACAAUAUGAGAGUGUUUCAAAUUUUUUAGUGGUCCGUGCAUUGCCUCCCAGAGAAAUUGGGGGGCCAUGGACAAAUUUGUAAUUCGUGGGCCCUAUUUUUCCCCAAAAAAAGUUGGUUAGCGAGGGGGGGUUGGAAAAAGUUUUUUUGACAUCGCUUUAUUUUACUACCGGUAUUAAAAAAUUGUCAUUGUCAAUGACUUACUGGCCAUUUUCAAUGAAAAUCCGCAUCAAAAUCUAGUUCAAAUUUAUCCAAAAUACCGUUGGCAACAAAUUACUUUAGUUCGCAACAAGUCCCGAAAACGCAUAAGUGCAUGAGUAUAUACUGUCAAAUGAUAUCUUUAGUGAACAAGCAUUUAUUGACUUCAAUAAUUCUCUCCAUGACUGAAUUUAUUUAUUUACUCGUCCUUUAAUUUUUAAUUUUUUUGUUAAAACAUCGAUCUUUGCCCAACCUUAACUUUACAAAAUAACUUUACCGUACAUUUUUAGUAAAGCCAACUGUGACAACUUGUUCCAGUCCUGUCACAGUGGUUGAAGGGAAUGAUAUUACAUGUGAAUGUCAAGGACAGGGUGGUAACCCUGCUGCCAAUGUAACAUGGUUUAAAGAUGACAUACAGAUCGGUAAAACAGGAAAGGAAGAACAAACAUUAACUCGACGUAAUGUUAGUGCUGCAGAUAGCGGAACGUACAAAUGUGUAGCCGAGAGCUAUCCAGAUGCAAAGUUUAAAGAUGAAAGAUUAAUCACAGUUGUAGUAAAACUUAAAUGUAAGUAUCGUUGCCGUUGGUACUCAAGUUAAGCAUUAUACAGUAUUUCAGUGUAUAUUUAGUAAUAGAACUACUGUUCAUAACCUUACUACUAGCUACUAGCCUAAAUAUACAACAUGCAUGCAGUGACUGUUUUAUACUGACUGUGCAAGAAUAGAGCAUUGCAAUACAGGAUAAAUUGCUAACGAUUCACACGCAUGAACGAUUAGUGUAAUUGCAUGAACUAUAUAUAAACUAUAAGCUUUCUGGCUGAAAUUGAUCUUGCAUGUGACCUUUUGUUCUUCUGCUUUAAAUUCUGCAACUUCUUCAGCAACUUAAAAACAGGAAAAUAAACAUUUAAAUUAUAAACUGAAAUGUUGAAAUAUGCAACUUAUCCUCGAACAGAAUUCAUUUACUUUUAAACAAGACUCUCUAUAAGCGUUAGUUGUAUGCUACGUGUUACUCAUGCAAAGUUCUUUCUUCUUACAUUUUAUUCAAUUAACGAGUAUUUUUAACUAAACUUUUUACAGAGCAUUGUUUGUUGUUUUUUCUAGCGCUAGACUAUGAUCUGAGCCUGUUUCCUUAGAACUGCCACUGAUACUUAUUUGAGUGUAAUAGUCGUUACGUAAUUUUACGUUACUAAAUCAAACAUGCAGCGUAACGUCUUUUUUGAGACAGUCAGCAAUUGUCUGUUUUCAUUAGUAUGAUAGAGAUUUUGUUUCUUCACAGUUAAACCUAACGAGACAGCCAUUAGGCUUACACCAGAAAGAUCUGUAAUUGGUGAAUCAGUUAACAUAACUUGUGAAUCUAGUGGUUUGCCUAAGCCACGUUAUUCCAUAAUCCAUAAUGACACUGAGGUAAGUAGUGAGAGGACGUAUACCAUAUCCAAAGUGAACUGGAGUGAUGCUGGAACAUAUCAAUGUACUGUGGAGAAUGAACUUGGACGUAAUUCAAAGUGCUCUUGUUUGACCGUCGUAGGUGAGAUAUUCAAAUCACCAACUAUUUAUAAAACUGAAAAUGUUAACAUUUAAUGAUCUAGUUUAAUUACCGACAUGACAUGGCAUGAAACAUGAUUGGACUGAUGGGAUGAGAUUGGGACUACGGAAUGCAUAUUGGAGCCCAUUUUAUGUGGGUUUUUUUGUAUAUGCAUUUGUGCUCCUCAUUCUUGUUAUUCAUAGUUUCAGGUUACUAUAAAACUGAGCUUUAUAUACAUUAUCUUAUAGUACUAGUCUAAGUACAUCUUCACGAGUGCACCAGCUCAAGUACACGGCAAUAAUCAUUGGAGUAUACCAGUGAGGUACGACUGAAAAUAUUGAUCCAAUUCAAUUAUGAACGAAAAUAACUUUGCCUGCAUAACAAUCGUAUCUUCGUCCUCUUUUCUCUCUUCUUUCUGGCGACUACAUUUUACAAAUAAAAUAAUUUUUAAAGAGCACCACCCUCAAAUAAACCCCGCAUCCAAAGCACAAAAAACUGAUGUAAUGAGUAGUAUAGGUACCAUUUCUGCACCAGAAUGAUACCUACUGCAUCAUCAUAUAUAACUACAAGUGAGCACCAUAAUCAGAAAUUUAAGUGCAAGUAACUGAAAAUUAACUUAUUAUGUCUAUUUAAUCUUACUUCUCUCAAUGAAUCAGGGCAACCUAAUAAGAAAAAUAUACAACGUGUUAUAUGCAUUAAUAUUGACAGAUACAAUAUCGCAUCAGCAUGUACAACACUGUCAUUGGCAUCUCAGUCUCAAUUCCUCCGCAUCCUGCAGUUACAAGUUGUGUUUGAGCUAAUAUUCUAACUUAUCAAUUUUCAAAUGUUUCUGUUCAGGAGAGAAAGCAGCUUCUAAGAAAGUGGAUUGUGAGAGCAGCACAGAAACUGUUGUAGUAUGGCAUAUCGUGGUAUCUUUGGUGUCUGGAGUUAUCAUUGGGCUUUUUCUUUCCCAAAUUGUCUCGUGUUCUCGUCGUCGCUGGUUUAUAAACAGAAAACCUGAACGAAAUCCUGAACCAAAGACAGCUGAUGUUGAUACAACUUAUCAAGAGCUUGAUCUAACAAAAAUAAACACAGAAGAUAAUUAUCAGUCGUUGAGAGUGAAUGCUGCAAGUAAUGUUGCUGGAAAUCGAGCUGCAAAUGACGAUGACUCUACGAAACCAGAGAUGUGGAGAACAACUAUCAAUCUUUAA
Messenger RNA from Paramuricea clavata, 4629 nucleotides. NCBI's taxonomy places the organism in Eukaryota, Metazoa, Cnidaria, Anthozoa, Malacalcyonacea, Plexauridae. The record is from the annotation of a GenBank genome assembly.